Molecule: messenger RNA, 930 nt
Organism: Oppia nitens
Lineage: Eukaryota; Metazoa; Arthropoda; Arachnida; Sarcoptiformes; Oppiidae
Exons: 3
Coding region: 1-930 (309 amino acids)
Source: RefSeq, a predicted model, not a curated record
AUGAUGACUAUAAGAUUUGCUCAGUUGGAUAAUAAUGAAAACCAAUGGAUAGACAAUGUUUACAAUAAAUGCAUUAAAAGUGUGGUCAAAAUUAGACGACGCGAUAUGACUAACAAUAAAUAUGAAUAUAAGGCAACCGGUUGGAUAGUAGAUGCAACUAAUGGCCUAAUUGUCACCAAUUAUCAUAACGUCGAGGACCGUCCAGUUGUUUUGGUUGGGUUACCGAGUGCUUACCAAGUGUCUGGCCUGUUGGUUGACAUACCAAAUAAAGAUCCCAUCUUAAGAGAUAAGGAAGAAAUAAGCGAGUGGUGGGCGCAUGUGAUUUAUGUUGAACCGCAUCUGGAUCUGGCACUGUUGACAUUACCAAAGAUCAAGUCCGGACAGUUAGCUCAGCUUAGGAUUGCCAAAACAGACGCCACAUUUGGCGAUCAAGUAAUGGCCAUUGGAUUUCCAAAAUUCCCUAAAUCAGUGAUAACCGGUAUAAUAAAAUAUAUGAACUAUUUCGUUGAAAUAUCAGAUGGAUGGUAUGGUUAUGAGCACCUGAUGUGGCCCACAAACCAGUUGUAUAUGUUUGCAUCGAUUACGGCUUCAGAAGGUUGUUCCGGUGGAGCAGUGGUCAACACGGAUGGCCAAGUGGUGGGUGUAUUAUUUAGUACUGGUUUUAAGGCACUGACCAUUACUAGAAGACAGGAUCUGUUUGAUUUUAUAGACAGAGCUAAAGGCAAAGGACAGGAAAUUCGUCAGAAAUUAGUAAAUGAUAGAAAACAGUUGUAUUCCUCCGGCAAACCAUUUAUCGGUGUUUUUGUCAAAUACAGUACUGAUAGUCAAACCUAUUGUGUCCAUAAAUAUAUGCCAAACGCUAAGAAUGUCAGUUAUCCAUUGGACAGUCAAUUGAAUUGGGGAUUAAAAAACUUAAUACACAAGAAGUGA